Molecule: messenger RNA, 1492 nt
Organism: Nelumbo nucifera (sacred lotus)
Lineage: Eukaryota; Viridiplantae; Streptophyta; Magnoliopsida; Proteales; Nelumbonaceae
Product: abscisic acid receptor PYL8-like
Biological process (GO): abscisic acid-activated signaling pathway
Cellular component (GO): cytoplasm; nucleus
Molecular function (GO): abscisic acid binding; protein phosphatase inhibitor activity; signaling receptor activity
Source: RefSeq, a predicted model, not a curated record
AGAAAGAGAGAGGGGGGAGGGGAAGCGAAAUCGAAACUCUGAGAAAUUGUCACUGUUUUUUUUUUCUUUUUCUUUCUAUUCAGAAAGAAAUCAGAAAAGGAGAGCGGUUUUCAGGGGAGUUCGUUCAUUUUAGGCUGUUUUCUGAAAUCGGAGCACUUUGGACUUUGGAGAGGGCAAGUUAUCACGUGUUCCGAGUUGAUGGUUGCAGAGAAAAGGUUUUCGCCAUGAACGGUAAUGGAUACAGCAGGAUGGAGGCAGAGUAUAUAUGGAGGCACCACCGGCACGAGACGAAAGACAAUCAGUGCAGCUCCGCCCUCGUUAAACACAUCAAGGCUCCUGUUCAUCUCGUCUGGUCCUUGGUGAGGAGAUUCGAUCAACCUCAGAAGUAUAAGCCCUUUAUCAGUAGGUGCGUUGUGCAGGGAGACCUUGAGAUUGGGAGUGUCAGAGAAGUGAAUGUUAAAUCAGGGCUUCCGGCCACAACCAGCACUGAAAGGUUGGAACUUCUCGAUGAUGAAGAACAUAUACUCAGCAUUAGGAUUGUUGGUGGGGAUCACAGGCUAAGGAACUACUCAUCAAUCAUUACCCUCCAUCCAGAAGUUAUUGAGGGUAGGCCAGGAACCUUAGUGAUUGAAUCCUUUGUGGUAGAUGUGCCUGAUGGGAACACCAAGGAUGAGACAUGCUAUUUUGUCGAGGCCCUGAUCAAGUGCAAUCUCAAGUCAUUGGCAGAUGUGUCCGAGCGGCUGGCAGUGCAGGACCGGACUGAACCCAUCGAUCGAAUCUGAGUAAUUGGUGAUUGGGGGAGACAUUGGCUGAAGACUCCAAUUCCCGUGGAUGAAGCAUCCAAGGCUUUUGGAUCUUGGAAGCUUUGGAGACAGACCGGUAGUAACUUCUUCCAUCUUCAACAGACUGCCCUCACUUCCUAUUUUCUUUACUUUGUUUGUUAUUUUCCCCUUUUGGUUUCGGAACGAUGAUGGGAUAUCCGGUUCUUCAGUAUGUCAAGAACCAUCAUCUCUUCGAUUGGUUUUUUUAACCUAUCCAUGGAUUGGGAGAAAAACCAGAAAAGCGGACAAGAGAAAAGGGAAAAAAAACGAAACUGUUCUCUGUGAUAUUUCUGCUUUUUGGCUGUUUUAGUCUGUGUUGAUCCGUGGUCAUUACAUAUCACUGGUGAAAAGAGUUGGCGUUUAUCUAGUGGAUUUUCAUGUGUAGCUUCCGCAGCUUAUGGUUGCAAGAGAGAGGAGGAAGGGAGAAGGCAGAUGCUGAGUUUGUCAAAGGAGUCAUUAUUAUUAUUAUUAUUAUUAUUAUUAUAUAAGCAUGUCCUUGCGGUCCAGUUGUGCCAACUUCUAAAAGUUAUCCUUUGUUACUGUACCAAUUGCUUCAAACAUCCACUUGCCUGCUGAUUUAUACGUAAUUUCACUGAUCACUCAUCAUCAUCUAAGCCUUGCUCCCAUCUAUAGAUGGGGCCAGGCUGAUUAUUAUUACUUUUUGGAUCAUA